Messenger RNA from Phalacrocorax carbo (great cormorant), 5632 nucleotides. NCBI's taxonomy places the organism in Eukaryota, Metazoa, Chordata, Aves, Suliformes, Phalacrocoracidae. The record is from RefSeq and is a predicted model, not a curated record.
UGUAGCCGGUGGUUGUGGUGGAGAGUCGGCAGCAGGGGUUUGUGUCCCUGGGAUGUUUGCUGCUGCUCCUCUUUGCCCCCGGGAUGGGGGGGCUUGGACGCGUUUGCACCCUCUUGCCUUGCCCUGGGCUCCCCACAGUGUUCGGGGGGUUGGAGACCCCCGGGCUCUUCCUCUUUGAGCCCUUCUCUUCCUAAGAGGCGACUCCUCCGUGUUCUGCCCUAAAACAGCAGCGAGCGUGUGUAAUUCAAACCCCUGCCCGGUUCUGCCUGCAAACCGCUUCCUGCCUUUUGUUUGGCAGCUAGGUAAAAGUUGAGGUCCGGUUUUCCAUCCUGGGUGUGCCCGGCUCAGCCCGGUUUUGGGAGAAACCCCAGGGGCGAUUUCAGCGCUGGAGAGGGCUGCGUGCCUUGGCACGGGCUGGUGAUAAUUGGCAUGCUCUGGGCAGGAUGGCUCCCGGCAAGACAAGGGACAUGGGGAGCACUCAGCCGGCACGGAGAGGGGAAAAGCAGUCAACAUCCCCAUCUCGGGAUGCGGUGCUGCCGGGAGAGAGGCCUUUGCCACGGUGGGCUGCGUGCCAGCGCCUGUGUACCUUGUGGGAGUCACUGGCCACCAAGACGUCCCACGUGGCUGCCCAGGCUGGUUGCUGGUGCUGUAACGGGGCAUUGCCCAGGGAGGAUCCGUCGGGAAGGGUGGAUUUGGGUUGGGGGAGGCAGAGGAAGGUGUCCAGCUCUCACUGGGUGUUGCUGAAGAGACAGAGGUCCCUCACGUACCCCCACCGAGCAGGGUGUUACCGUCACCAGCACCUCGCCAGAGGAGCUCGCUCCCCCAUUUUGGGAGGAGAGGGGUUAAGCCAAAGCAUCCGAGUUAAGCCCUGGCAGGAGGAGGCUAAAACCUCCAAACAAGGCUCGCAAAGUAGUGCAUCGCCAAGACACCAUGAUUCCCAGCACAGGUCCCUGGGGUUCCUGUUUGAUCGUGCUGCUCUGCCUUCUCCCCUGCCCGCGGGUCUGGGCAGGCAGGGAUGCCACAGGACCAGCGCUCUCCGCAGCCUCCUUCCUGCAGGAUCUCCUCCAGCGGUACAGCGAGAGCGAAACCCUGAGCCUGAAGCAGCUCAAGGCCCUGCUGAACCGCCUGGAUGUGGGAGUGGGACAUGCCAACGUCUCCCAGCCACCACAGCAGCGGGUGAACCUCUCUCGGUGCUUCAGCUCCACCGAGCUUUUUGCCAUCCACAACCUGAGCGAGGGCUCCGCUGUGGGGCACAGGGAGUUCAAGGAGUUUUGCCCCACCAUCCUGCAGCAGCUGGAGUCUGGGGCGUGUGCCUCCGAGAACCUGGAAAAUGAGGAAAAUGAGCAGACGGAGGAGAGCAGACCCAGCUCGGCUGAAAUGUGGGGCUUUGGUUUUCUCAGUGUGUCGAUGAUUAACGUGGCCUCCCUGCUCGGAGUCUUCAUCGUACCGUGUACCGAGAAGGCCUUUUUCAGCCGGGUCCUCACGUUUUUCAUCGCGCUCUCCAUCGGCACGCUGCUCUCUAAUGCGCUCUUCCAGCUCAUCCCAGAGGCAUUUGGAUUCAACCCUCAAGAGGCUUACUACGUUUCCAAAUCUGCUGUGGUGUUUGGGGGCUUCUACCUCUUCUUCUUCACAGAGAAGGUCCUGAAGAUGUUCCUGAAGCAGAAGGACCAGCAUCACCACGGGCACAGCCACUACGGCCCUGAGGCUCUGCCGUCCAAGAAGGACCAUGAUGAGGGGGUCACCGAGAAGCUGCAGAACGGGGACCUGGACCACAUGAUCCCGCACAUAACCAGUGAGCUGGAGUGCAAGAACCCCUCUGGGGAUGAGAAGGUUGUGGUGGGCUCCCUCUCUGUCCAGGACCUGCAGGCCUCCCAGAGCGCGUGUUACUGGCUGAAGGAGGUGCGGUACUCCGACAUCGGCACGCUGGCGUGGAUGAUCACCCUCAGUGACGGCCUCCACAACUUCAUCGACGGGCUGGCCAUCGGUGCCUCCUUCACCGUCUCCGUCUUCCAAGGAAUCAGCACCUCCGUGGCCAUCCUCUGCGAGGAGUUCCCGCACGAGCUGGGAGACUUUGUCAUCCUGCUGAACGCCGGGAUGACCAUCCGCCAAGCGCUCUUCUUCAACUUCAUCUCCGCCUGCUGCUGCUAUGUGGGCUUGGCCUUUGGCAUCGUGGCUGGCAGCCACUUCUCUGCCAACUGGAUCUUCGCUCUGGCCGGAGGGAUGUUUCUGUACAUAGCACUGGCUGACAUGUUCCCCGAAAUGAAUGAGGUCAGCCAGGAGGACGAGCAGAACGGCAGCACGCUGAUCACCUUCGCCAUCCAGAACGCGGGGCUGCUGACGGGGUUCACCAUCAUGGUGCUGCUCACCAUGUACUCUGGCCAGAUCCAGAUAGGGUAGGACCAGCCCGUCUUGCAGUCCGGUUCCAGCUUUUCCGUGGUUUGGGGUUAUUUUUUGGGGGGGUGGGGAGGGCAUAUUUCUUUUUUUUUUCCUUUCCUUUUCCGGCUGCAAGCAUAUGACGGUACCUGUGUGGACACUGACAUCACACUACAGAAGAAGAGGCAUUGCUUUUAAAGCUAUUCCACAGACCGUUUUAUUUUGGUUUAAGGCUGAGGGGAGCUUAAUCCCCUUUGCCGUAGGACCGAACUGACCAGAGGAUCUCUUUCCAGUGUCAUAUCCCUUCUCUCCUUGCAUCUUCUGGGAAGGAUGGAGUUGGGAGACAGGAGCAGCUCUAGCUGUGUGGCUCCUCUCCUUGUGUUCGGAGCAGUGCGAUGGGACGUGAUGGACUCCUGACCCCUUUGCAGGGGAUGCGUGAUGGGGGACCGUGGGGUACAGGGCUAGCGCUGGACGCGAGCUGCCUCCGCCUGCUCACCUACCAGGGAAGGGAUGCGCAGGGGGUGAAAAAUAUCAUCACAAAGAAGGGGAACGGGGACCCGCCACGUUCGCCGGCAUCGCACAAGGAGCCGAUGUUUCUCUCCUGCCUGGGGAGGUGGUAUUCUGCUUUGGGAGCGCACGGUCCAGGAGACAGAGUUACCUACCAGCCAGUCCUCAGAGCUGUGCUCUCCAAGCCCAGAGGGCUGCUGAGGAAGAGGAGGCUCGAGGAGCACGGCUCAUGAUUUGAGCAUCAUCCUUGCUGUCUUCAGAAAUGUUUCUCUGAAGCCACAUCUGGUUUUGCUCCCGUUCUGCCUUGGCAACCUGCACAAUGCCCUGGGAAGAGCAGGGUGAAGAGGGUUUGUUUUCUUUCUUAUAUUUUUAUAAAGCACAUUCUGGGCGUCAGCGCUGGGAGCAGAGGACACCAAACCACAACCCUUGCGGGUCGGACUGACGGACGCAGGCUGCAUGGGGCAGCGGCUGGGAGAAGGCUAGUAGGAUGCUCUUGCCUCCUUUAGGUUCCUGCUGCUGUAUGGGGGGGGGGGAAAACCCCUCCUCCUUCCCCGAGUGCAGGUGUGCAGCAAUGCUGGCGAGAAGGGCACAAGGGCAGAGCUGGCAGGGCGAGCCCCUGCCCGGCCACAGGCUCCCCAGCCGGGGGAUCGGUCCUUACACUGUGACCCAGCUCACUCCGACACCUGGGAACGAACACUGGUUUUUAAACGCUGAUGCUGCUGAGUUGCUGAGGUUCAGGGUGGGGGGGUGUUUUUUAAAAAAAAAAAAAAUAGACUGUGAACCUCUUUAGGUUGUGUGUUUCCAGCCUUAGGGAGUAGCCAGAGAAGGGUGUUACAGGCAUUUCACAGCUCUGCUUCUGAGCUGGCUUUCCCCAGAUUCACUAGGUGAAUUGACUUAUUAUCAUAUUGAUAAUGUUGCCCACCCCACCCGUGUCUCUUGAUGUUCCCUUGCACCCCCUUCUCCCCCCAGACCUUAUCCUGCACCCAGGAGCUGUGAGUUUGUGGCCAUGUGGAUAAGCGGGAGCUGAUUUAGGCAGCUUACCCUAGUGGGUACGGCGUUGGAUUGGGGUGAAGGAGCGGUGCGGACGGCUUUGAGAAGUGCUUUGGUGUACGUGCGGGGAUGGCUUGUCACUGAGCGUCUUCCUUCGCUCCCUGCUUGUGCAGGUGGCCAUGAGGUGCAUGUGAUGGGGUGACAGCCAUCCUGCCACCUCAGCUCGGUGCUGCUCGGUGCUGGGGGCUGGAGCUGAGGCUCCCCAUGCCUUGCCUUCCACCCCUGUUGGAAAGCAAAGCAGAGGGUGUGCUGGGUAUUUUUCCUGCCCAUCACAAGAGAGGCAAGGGACCUUGGCCCUUGGCACGGCCUGGGGCAGGCUCAGCACCAUCCAGUACCCUGGUUUGAUCGCUGGCUGCUAGUACCUCACUGUCAUUCCUAAUUUGCCUUAGGUGCCAGCUGGAUGAUAUUCCUCUUAGGCUCCUAACAGCUGUCCCUGAGUCCUUAGGUCUCUGCCUGUUGAGAAGCGGCACUGCCAGCAUCCUUGUGGAUCGGCAUCUCUGCUCUUGGUGGCUUUGGCUAGGCCGGGCAUUGACUUUGUCCCCUUGGCACCUGGGAAGCUGUUGGCUUUGUCCCACACGGUUAAAUAUCAGCAUGUCGAGGAGCAGGGAGCCUUCUUGGGAGCCACCCCUCAAUGCAGAGGUACCACACGGUCCUUGGGCUGCUCGCUGCCAUUGGUGAUGCCUUCAAGGAGAAACAGGCUCUGCUUUAUCCCAGGCAGUGUCUCUUGUUCGUGUGGACAGUUAUCGUAAGUCACUCUGUGGCUGGUCCCUGGGACAGAGCCACCUCGAAGCAGCACAGUCUGUCCCACCUUGGGCACCCCGCCACCUCUGCAGCACCUCAGGGUUGUUACCUGUGCUUUAGGUUGCUGCUAAUUUCUCAGUAGUUGGGAGGAAAGUGGUGUUGGAAACUCCCUUUCCCUGCUUGAGAGAGCCGCAGUCCCAUCUGACCGACUUGAUGUGGAAAAACUGAGUCCUUUCUAUGGCAUACGUGCCCUCUCUUCUCUCUGAAGGAAGUAUUUGGAAAACACGGUAUCGCUGGCGGCUUUCCACAGGGCAGAGGGCAGCCAUAGCGCUGCCGGGGCUGGCAGGAGCGGUGCAGCGGCGCGUACAGAUGGAAAAGCUGCCGCGUUGGAGGCGAAGGGGGGAAAAUCUUGUUGUCUGUUCUCUGGGGACCACGAGGUGUUUGCAGAGUGUGGCUGGGAGGUCCCCCGCGUUCCCGAGAGCUGGCAACGUGGCGAGGACUGACGCUUGGCUUGCUUGGAGCUGGCACACGGUGGGGAAUCAUGAGUCCGUUGUCUUCUCAUUUCGAGUUUAACCCUGUUUCUUGCCAACUGAAUUUUGAGAAAUCUGCAACCCUGAAAUUUGGGGUGUCGAGGGGUGAAACCCCCUCAGAGAAACAAGGCUCCUCGCAGAGCGGUGGGAGAGAGCUCCUGUCCCUGGCUCGGGCAGCUGGUACCCGCUGGCGGGGACGGGAUGGGGCAGAUGGGAGGAUGAGGAGGGAAAACAACCCAAAUCGAGCUUGUUAUGGAUUUUCAUCCGUGUUCCCCUUCCCGUGUCCGGUUCAAAGCUCAAGUUCCAUCUCAGUGUUUCAAUAACUCAGGUGUUGUAAGAGAUAAGCGUUGAAACAAAGAAUAUAACUUAUGUCACGUGAAUUGUAAAGUUAUUUGUAAAAUUCCAUGAAUAAAAUAUAUUCUGUAAUGAUG